UCAGUGAUUCCUCGGUGUGAUGUUGUAAAGGCAAAAAUGAGGCACCGUUGAUCCAUGAGUUCUAGCAUUUUAUGGAUGAAUCAAUGAGGGUACGAAAGAGAAGGAAAAGUGCAUCCAAAAAGACUAUCGGUUUGUGCAGUGUCGAAAUACGCCGUUGAAGAAAUGGAGAAAUGCUUGUAAAUAUGUGAACAUCCAGAAUCAAACAGCACUACAGUAGUAGCAGCAGCAGCAGCAGCGAAAGUCUGUCUGUGAAAUCAGUGUGGCUGGUAGAGGGUUCGACAACCAGUCGGCAGGCCGACGGCGACUUGAACGUCAUCGUGCAGCAACAAGCGACAAACCUCACGAUUUAUCCGAACGACUGCAGCCUCGAGGAACGAAAAGGCCACACACAGGUGCAGGUCCGGUGGAAAGAGGAACAUGAGCUUGCGGAACUCGAUCUGGCCGAGUAUUGUUAUUUUCCUGGUAUUGCUCACCACCGAAAAAUGCCACUCUACAAAUACGGAUGAUUUAUCUGGUCUGUCGGAGAGAGAAGUAGUGGAAACACUCGUAAGAAAGUGGGCCCCUUUGGUUUGGUUGGCACCGAACGAAAAAUACCUACCGGGAUCGGUAUCCACGUUUUUGGAGCACGUGCAUGCAGAGGAGGCAAAAAUCGUAACGGUUUACCCUGGUAAUGAGAUAUCGGACGUGAGUGAAUUGAACCAAUACCCCUACUACUAUGACAACGAGAACGAGCUGACCUACUACGAUCCGACCGUGCGUCAGGCACGUAACCGUAACAAGCGUAACUUCCGCGAUCCGUCUACCUCGUUGGAUCGGUUGUUUGAUCUGCCCAUAGGUAACGAGUCCAAGAAUUGGUACCUUGUCACCAACACCGACAUCGAAGAGCUGAUAACCGAUAAGAGUUCGUUCAUACACGGACAAAAUCCACAAAAAGAAAAUGUGCCAAUCUACGCGGUGGUUAGCAUGUGCCGUUCGGGGUCCUCCAGCAGUUUCGGGUCCCCAAUGGAUGGCGGCUCUGCUUCAUCGACGGUCACCAUGCAACCGCUGCCCCUCUCGUCAACCGUGCCACUACAACCGCCGACGACUACCUUCCCGACGCCGCCGGCCGCUAUGCAUCACUUUAGCCACAUCGAGAACGAAGUCGUAUACAACACAAUCGAUCGCAUCGGUUACAAGCGCCAUCCCCAGUACGUACCGGUUCACAAGAAUCUCUUCGAGCUGCAGCCGGAGCUGAGGCCGGACAUUAACAAAAUUGAGAAAAGCAUUCGGCUGAUACGAAAACGACGUCGCCGGCGGGGAAUUUCGAUUGUUGAGCCACCAAAUGGGAAAACUGAGGAGGACAGCACCGAGAGCCCCAGUGAGGAGUUGUUGUUCGACCAGAGCAUCGAAGGUCGAGCUGAAGACGCAGACGACGAAGCAGACGACAAUGACAACGAUUCGGAUGAUUGGGAAACGAUCACCGAGCGACGAGACGACAUCACCAUCCACAAUGGGGAAGAUUCGAACGAGUAUCCGCACUUCCAUGUCACUUACUGGAUGUUUUAUCCAUAUAGCCAGGGUAAAGUCAUCUGUACAGUCAACCUGGGACCGCUAGGCCCAUGGCCGAUUCCCCUCAUAUUCGGUAUGUGCUUGGGAACAAAGAAGGAAUUUGGCAGCCACAUCGGUGAUUGGGAACAUAUGAGUUUGUUCUUUAGAGGGAGGAAAGAACCUGACGAAAUGUAUGUCUCAGCACACGAUGCCGGGGCCUUCUACUCCUACGAACGACUGACGGGGACCUUCGAAUAUCGCAGCCAAGAAACACGGAAGGGAAUACUGCAGAGGCCUACAUUCCCAAAGACGGUCAUCACUUCCGGAAAUCAUCCGGUUCUGUUUGCUGCCGAGGGAUCCCACGGCCUGUGGACUGCCCCUGGAAAGCACAAAUACGUCCGCGUUCCCCGUUUGUACGACGUGAACGGCUUCGGAACACCGUGGACCACGUGGAAAAGUGUCGAAAUCAUACACGAAAAUGAUUCCAGGGGGCGAACAUCACUCAAUCCCAAAUGGCUCAAGUUCAACGGACGGUGGGGGAAUCCGAAAAACCGAUGCCAUCCAUUGAAGCGGAUCGGGCUACAUAUCUGCGAACUGACGGACGGUCCCACGGGGAUACCGAGAAAGAAACCCCAUUUUAAGUGCAAAAAGCGAUAAAACUAAGCAAAACAUCACUCAUUCUCAACCGUGCUAGGAGAACUUAGACAAAUCUAUUUAUUUGAUAUUUUUAAUAAUUUAUUUAUUCUUCCCACUUCUAACCUUCAUUCGCCAUUCGACUACAUUAUCGUCAUCCAAUCGAUUAUAUUCUACUGCUGAGAUCAUUAUUUAUUUAAUAAUUUUAACGAUAACCAAACCCUCAUACAUUACUCAUACUUAUACUAACAUUCUAAGUCUCAGUCAUUUUCCACAAACGUUUUCUGGAAAUGUAUUUUUUUUCGAUUUAUCAUUUUUAUGCGCUGGAAACUUUGAAAAAGUUGGCAACCUACAAAACUUCAAUGUGAUUCAAGAAAGUAAUAAUGUUCCAUUUAGUAUUCGAUGUAUCGACGUUGUAAUUGUACAUAAAAUUAUUAUUUUUAUUGUUAUCGAAACGUGACAAAUAAACCAUG
This is a messenger RNA of Ochlerotatus camptorhynchus, 2633 nucleotides long. RefSeq lists its product as uncharacterized. Bases 418 to 2184 code for a protein of 588 amino acids. The record is from RefSeq and is a predicted model, not a curated record. The transcript is spliced from 7 exons. NCBI's taxonomy places the organism in Eukaryota, Metazoa, Arthropoda, Insecta, Diptera, Culicidae.